AGAUCUGCGUCAGCGGCAGACGCCACCCGAAGACACUAAGUACGUCCACGAGACCCGGUACAAUGUGCAAGGCCUCGGCGAGAACCUCCCCUAUCCAUCGGUGGACUACUUGGGAAGGUACGUAGAAAAAACUCAGUCUUUGGAGCACAGCACAAAAUUCUGUGGCUGAAUGUAUGUGCACGUGAUUUGCAGUGGAUACGACACCAUCUUCGGUGCGCAAUGUCAUGGGUAAGAAGAUGAAAAUGGAGGCGCACACACAUGGAUGGAUGGAUGGAUGGAGGGGUGUGUGGGUGUGUGUGUGGUCAAUGGUUGCUCAGGUAACCCCGAGGGUGAUCCCGAUACCCAGAUCGACCCCGGCUGGAGGGAGCCUGCCGCUCAGCUGUCAUUCAGCCAGGACGGCCCCUUCCUGUCGCGAGACAUGCGGUACCUUCGCCCAGUGGAGGGAUGGGGACGACCUGAAUACUCGUGCCGUAAGGAGCGCUGAUAAGAC
Vitrella brassicaformis is the source of this 490-nucleotide messenger RNA. The record is from the annotation of a GenBank genome assembly. NCBI's taxonomy places the organism in Eukaryota, Vitrellaceae.